CGGGUGACGCGCUGACGUAGCGACGGGCGGCGGCGGCGGCAACGGACAGGAUGAGCUGGAUACCUUUCAAGAUCGGUCAACCCAAGAAACAGAUUGUGCCAAAGACUGUAGAGAGAGAUUUUGAACGAGAAUAUGGCAAGCUCCAACAGUUAGAAGAUCAGAUUAAGAAGCUCCACAAGGAUAUGAAGAAGAGUACUGAAGCAGAUGUAGCAAUGUCAAAAUCCGCAGUGAAAAUUUCAUCAGAUCUGUUGGCCAACCCUUUGUGCGAUCAAGACCAAACGUUUAUGGAGACAGUGACUGCUUUGGACACUGCAAUGCGCAGAAUGGAUGCCUUCAAUCAGGAGAAGGUCAAUCAGAUUCAGAAAACAACCAUUGAACCCUUGAAAAAGUUCGGCAAUGUUUUCCCAAGUCUCAACAUGGCAGUAAAGAGACGAGAACAGACUUUACAAGAUUACAAAAGAUUACAAUCCAAAGUGGAGAAGUAUGAAGAGAAGGAGAAAUCUGGACCUGUGCUGGUGAAGCUUCACCAGGUAAAGGAGGAGCUAAGGCCAGUUCGAGAAGAUUUUGAAGCCAAAAACAAGCAGCUUCUUGAUGAGAUGCCAAAGUUUUACAACAGUCGCAUCGACUACUUUCAACCAAGCUUUGAAGCUCUGAUUCGUGCCCAGGUCGUAUACUACACAGAGAUGUCCAAGAUAUUUGGAGACCUCACUAGCCAAAUUGACCAGCAGGGUAUCAGUGAUGAAGAACGACAGAAGGAGAAUGAAGCCAAGCUCAAUGAGCUGCGGGCUCUGUCUAUUGUGGCAGAUGACUGAAUCUUAAAAGUUGUACAUGAACUGAAUACUGAUUCCACACUGGCUUCAGACUCUGACGUUCAGAUUAAUCCAAUCAAUGUGUAGGUGGGAAAUCAUUUGAGAAACUGGUGAAAUGUGGAAUGUCUUUGGACAAUGAUCUAGAAAUCCUACAUUUUUUUUCCUGUUACCCCCCCUUUGUGUCUUUACGGUUUAGAGGGAUGUGGGCCAAACGCGGGCAGGUGGGACGUGUAGAUGGGGCAUCCUGGUCAGCAUGGGCAAGUUGGGCUGAAGGGCCUGUUUCCAUGCUUUGUGA
Messenger RNA from Amblyraja radiata (thorny skate), 1104 nucleotides. It is a transcript of the gene bin3, whose product is annotated as bridging integrator 3. Gene Ontology annotation, molecular function: protein binding; lipid binding. The transcript has 9 exons. The record is from RefSeq and is a predicted model, not a curated record. Gene Ontology annotation, biological process: plasma membrane tubulation; endocytosis; actin cortical patch localization. Gene Ontology annotation, cellular component: cytoplasm; actin cytoskeleton. The coding region runs from base 51 to 812 and encodes 253 amino acids. NCBI's taxonomy places the organism in Eukaryota, Metazoa, Chordata, Chondrichthyes, Rajiformes, Rajidae.